Molecule: messenger RNA, 5914 nt
Organism: Somion occarium
Lineage: Eukaryota; Fungi; Basidiomycota; Agaricomycetes; Polyporales; Cerrenaceae
Source: the annotation of a GenBank genome assembly
GAGGUCCAAGUGUCGCCCUGGUCUCUCCUCGUAGGUCACCCUCCCAUGCACACCGAUCCCCCGACAAGGCGCACCCCCGCUCGCAGGGGGUCCCUCAACGACGACAACGACGACGAUCCCCACAAUUCCUUAACUGCAAUGCCCGACGCUACGCCCAAACAGCCGCCCACUUUUACUUCCUGCUUGACUAUCCCUGUAGAGGGUGCAGUCCCGAUCGAAAGGCUCGAGCCUUCAUCUCGCCCUAACCGAAUCGACGUUGGGAUUUCUGCUGGUCCGGAGUCCAAGCGGGCUCCUCGCAAGUCUAAAACGGAAGCCCUCGUUGCUCUUCAUAACCACGCCCAAGCAUCAGACAGCCAAGAGGACAAGAAUGAUGCCAUCGCCGAAGAUGUGGGCGACAGAGUCAAAUUGUGGGAUGGUCCUGCAAUCCGUGUCUCUCCAUCGCUUGACAUGUCGUCUGUCAAGACUCCCAAUCCUCGAAACUCGCCGUCCAAACCUCUUGAGCGCCCGUUUGGUCUCACUGAUUGCCCCACUUUCCGUCCGACGCCGGAACAAUUCAAGGACCCACUUGCUUAUAUCAAGUCGAUAUCUGAGAAUGCAAGAACAUACGGCAUGUGCAAGAUUGUUCCGCCGCUGGGCUGGGAUAUGCCUUUCGUGAGCGAGACUGAGACAUUCAGAUUCAAGACUCGCCUUCAACGUUUGAACUCUAUUGAGGCCGCUUCGCGAGCCAAAGUCAAUUUUCUAGAAGCGCUUUACCGUUUCCACAAGCAACAGGGCAACCCCCGGGUCUCGGUGCCCACUAUCAACCACAAACCUCUCGAUCUCUGGUUGUUGCGCAGAGAGGUGAAGAAACUGGGAGGAUAUGACGCAGUAACAAGAGGGAAGAAGUGGGCAGACAUCGGUCGCCUACUCGGAUAUGGUGGCAUUCCCGGACUGUCGACUCAAAUGAAGAAUUCAUAUGCACGGGUCAUUCUGCCAUAUGAGCAUUUUCAGGAUAGGGUAAAGAAUUCCCCCAAUAUGUCGAUUAACAAGCAUCAUGAUCCACAACUCAAAACACAUCAAAACAUUCAGACUAAGAGUGGCUCGUCCUGUAAUGGAGCGAAGGCGAACGGAGACGACAGUCCACCAUCAAGUCCUCUGACGGCUACGUCGAGUCCACUGUCCGAACCGCCGGAUGAGAGUGAAAGGCUCGAUCAUAAGCUGAGAAGAACCACCAGGCAGACAUCUCAAGAACAACAGACUCCUCGUAGAACUGCUGCUAGCGUAAACGCUCUGAUGGCCGGAACCAGCAAUGGCAAACCGAAUCCCGAGUUACAUUGCGAGGUCUGCCACAAGAAGAAUCGCGAGACCGAAAUGCUUCUUUGCGAUGGUUGCGAUUGCGGCUUCCACAUGUUCUGCCUUGAUCCCCCUCUCACGACUAUUCCCAAGGGUCAAUGGUUCUGUCACAUCUGCCUCUUCGGCACCGGUGGCGACUUUGGCUUCGAUGAAGGCGAGGAACACAGUUUAUCUAGUUUCCAAGCCAGGGACCGUGAGUUUCGUAAGCUUUGGUUCCAGUCUCAUCCUCCAUCCCCCGACGAUGAGCAAACUCGGGUUCAGAACGGUGACAGCUCAAAGGAUGCCCCCGAUCCUGCUGUGAACCGAUUUGGGGACAUCGUUGUGUCGGAGACUGACGUCGAACGCGAGUUCUGGAGGCUCGUCGAGUCACCAAAUGAGACUGUUGAAGUCGAAUAUGGUGCUGAUGUGCAUUCUACGCUUCAUGGAAGUGGUAUGCCCACAUUGGAAACUCACCCGUUGAACCCCUAUUCCAAGGAUCCCUGGAAUUUGAAUAACAUUCCAAUCCUUCCUGAGUCACUGCUUCGAUUCAUCAAGUCCGAUAUUUCUGGAAUGACUGUUCCUUGGACCUACGUGGGUAUGGUCUUCUCGACGUUCUGUUGGCAUAACGAGGACCACUACACAUACAGCAUUAAUUAUAUGCAUUGGGGCGAGACAAAGACAUGGUACAGCGUCCCAGGCGAAGACGCAGCGAAAUUCGAAGCCGCGAUUCGAAAGGAAGCGCCCGAUCUGUUUGAAGCGCAACCUGAUCUCCUCUUUCAGUUGGUGACGCUCAUGAACCCCAAGAGCUUGAAGGAUGCUGGUGUUGACGUGUAUGCGUGCAAUCAGCGCGCAGGUGAAUUUGUGAUCACGUUCCCCAAGGCGUAUCACGCCGGAUUCAAUCACGGAUUCAACUUCAAUGAAGCCGUGAACUUUGCUCUGCCGGAUUGGCUGCCGUACGGACUUGAUUGUAUGAAGCGCUACCAGGAACACAGGAAACUCCCGGUCUUCUCCCACGAUGAACUACUCAUCACGAUUACGCAACAGUCGCAGUCUAUUAAGACAGCUCUCUGGUUGAACCCAAGCUUACAAGAGAUGACUGACAGAGAGAUGGAGACACGAUCGAAAGCUCGAUUUCUUGAAUUGGGCGAAGUCGAUGAAGAAGUCGAUCGUCCGGAAGAGCAAUAUCAAUGCACCAUCUGCAAGGUCUUCUGCUACCUCUCCCAAAUCACAUGCUCGUGCACAACCAAGGUGGUUUGCAUCGAUCACAUCGAUGAGCUCUGCAAGUGCUCGAAGUCAAGUCGAGUCUUGCGCAAGCGGUAUAGCGACACGGAAUUGCAAGACAUUCAAAUGAAGGUCGCCGAGAGAGCCGCCAUUCCUACAUUAUGGCGCGCAAAACUAGGCAAACUUUUGGCUGAAAGCGCUCGUCCUCCUCUUCGCAACCUCCGGGCUCUGCUCGCUGAGGGCGAUAGGAUCAAUUACCCACUUCCUGAACUCCAGUCUCUUCGAAAAUGCGUCAACAAGGCCAAUGAAUGGGUCGACGCCGCCAACACAUUCAUCAUCCGCAAGCCAAGUCGCAAGCGUGCCAAACGCGUUCGUGGUCGUCCUUCUGCUGAGGGCUCUUCCUCUGGUAGUUUCGGUGAUGAAUUGAUUGAUAAACCGGAGCGGGGUCUGGACGAGUUGUACGCUCUUCUGCGAGAAGUUGAGAGCUUGGGCUUCGACUGCCAGGAGAUUGCGACUCUCAAGAGCAUCGCACAUGAUGCCGAAGAAACGAAGACGAAAGCACGGGAUCUCUUGGAGACUGUUACGUCAGCUCGCGAACGUGACGCAUACAUUCAGGAGUGCGAACGACUGAUUCUGCACGGGUCGUCACUGAACGUGCACGUUGACGAGAUCCUCGAGGUAGAGAAGAUCGUCAUGCGUGAGCAGCUUCUCAAGGAAAUGGAAGAAGAUACUGAUAUCGACGCGCUCUCCUUGGAGGAAAUUCGACAUUUCGUUGCCCGUGCUCGUGCGUGUAAUCUCAGCCCGGAUAACCGUUUCUACAAGAGGUUGGACGGUCGCCUUCGUGCUGGGGAAGCGUGGGAAAGACGUGCGAAGGAAGUGCUCGCCAAGCCGCAGAAAUCCUUGGAGGAGCUGGAUGAAAGCAUCAAGGCCCACACCGGUGUCGCAUACGAUGCGGAUCUACUUGACCGCCUCGUCACCGUACGAAUAAGAGGAAGGGAGUUUGAGAGACAAGCUACCGCAUGGCUGAUACCGAAUGGAGCCGAGCCCAAACCACGCGUUCAGGAUGUCGUGAAGAUGGUUUCUCGCGCUGAGAAGGAGUACCUGCUCCCUGUUCUUGUAGAUCUCAGGAGAACAGUCGAUUUCGCCGUCGACACCGAAUCGCGAUGUGACGCUGUGCUCAGGAAUCGCUAUUCUAUUCAACCUGGAGAGGAGACGGACAUAUUUGCCAUCAUGCUUGGUUGGGUCAAGUAUGCUAAAGAGCAUUUGCAGAUAUUUUCCCUGCCGAAUUCUGAACGGUUAGAUCAGCAACUCGCUCAGCACUACCGUUGGUUGGAAACUCUACCUUGGUAUUGUCGCCAACAUAAUCAAGCCCAUGGGCAGAAGAUUCUUGACGACGUCGUCGAGUCAACACGUCCCGAGGAUGAUUUGCCUCCCAAUGACGAGUAUUUCACCUGCAUAUGUAACAACCCUGUUCGCCCUCCGGCUCCCGGCACGGUAUCCGAUGCAGUUCAAUGUGAUCACUGCUAUGCAAGGUUCCAUGGCGUUUGCGCUGCCAAUGGUGGAUCGUGUCCUUUUUGUGAUCAUCAACAUUGGAAUGGUAGCAUCCACAAAGAACGGAACUGGCAUUUCUGCUACCUUCCUACUAUUCUCAUGCAAGCGCCGGACAUCACAAAAUUCUACUGCGAGGAUUGGAAGCAACUAGAAAUUAUCGUCCAUCGCAUUGACAGGCUAUCUGGAGUCAUCGGACAAUUCCUCUCCUUCGCAGGACAAGCACCGAAUCAACGUGCGGAAUACAUUCCACAAGUGCGUCACUACAUGCGCAAGUUGUACAAGAUUCAGUUCGCCGUGUCGCCUCUGCCCGAGGUAUCUUUCGGGCUUGAUUUGGCUGGUCUUCAUCGUAUACUGGCUGGUCAACCCGCUCCAAUUCGGAUGAAGAAGCGUCGUCGUCCCAAGUUCAUCUUUGGUCAAGAUAUCGACAAAGAUUGGGCGGAUGGCACGAGGUGCAUCUGUAGGGGGCGCACUCACUAUCUCUUGGGCUAUCCGACGGUCGAGUGUGAGCUAUGCAACAAGAAAUAUCACAGUGGCUGUGUGUUUGCUCCGACAGAUGCAACGAAGUUCAUUUGUCCCCUCUGUUGUUUGCGCAAGAACAGGGCUUACCCGUAUUCAGAUGUACGCGUCAAGCAUCCCGGUAUGUAUCAUCACGAUUUGUGCAUCCAGAGCGAUCCUUACGUUAUUUCGCAGAUAAUGCUGAGCCUGAUAUGUAUGUUGAUACCAAGGAGAUGUUGGACACGUUCAGCAAGGAUAUUAUAUACAUGAAACUCGCACCCCCAUUCCAGCAGACGUUGUUUGUUGAGCUCAUACGCUUCACACCUGGUCAACCUGACAGUAUGGCUGCUUCUGCCAAUGGAGGAUCCCGUGGACCUAUGGGACAACCCAUGGCAUCGCAUUCGAACGGCAUGCAUCCACCCUCUCGAAUGCCAGCCCCACCUAUGCAACCUGUUCCUUCACAUGCACACCGUACUUCCCCUCCGUCGGCUCCAUAUGUCGCAGACAGACGCUCUCAACCAUCUACUCCAAUUCAUCAUGUUCCCCCACCACCACCCUGGUCUGCAACCAAUCGCGCCAGUAGAUGGAGCAAUGCUGCAGCGACCGCACCUCCUCCAACCUCGAGGACUCACCUUCCGGAACACAGUUCAUCAGUGACGAACAGUCCUGUUGCAUCGUCUUCCCGAAAACGCAAGUAUCCUGACGAUUUACCUUCACCUCCAAGUGCCGUUGCCGAGGAGAUUGUUCUUGCUCGUGGCUCUCCGACCUCGCCAAAACGACGACAACACUCGAAUUCACUAUCGUCACAGCCUGGCCGAUCAAAUCAAGGCCUCUCUCCCUCACUUGCCAUGAUGCUCUCUCCAAAUCCCGUCGAUGUACGAUCUCCCCCACCUCCUGCCCCGCCACCUCGCCAUCCAGUUGGACCACCGCCGGGACAUCAGCAACCAUAUCCUCCUCGUUCUGUGCCGCUGAUGCCUACGAGCGUUUCAAUUCCUCCCAGACUGGAAGAAUUGCCCUCUUCGUCUCGAUCUGUACCCGUUCGUCCUAUGAAAGCCACCUAUGCCCCUCGGGAACCAUACCACGAUGUUGAUCCUCGUUGGGCCGAUUCUGAUCCUAGUUCACCUUCGAGACGUUGAUUCGUCGUAUGCUUUGCUCUCUUUCUGAAUAUAUAAUUGCUUCGAUUGCUGAUUCUAUGCUUCUUUCCUUUCCAAUUGCGUGUAAUACUAGGAGUAUUCUUAUUCUUUUAUUCGGUUAUGUGAUUAGGUGUAUGAGUCAUUCUGUGGCAUUUUUAGUGAACAAUAUAGUAUGCGUGAUUCAAAUACAGUGAAUAUGAUAU